CAUGUCUUCAUGGUCACUGCCUGCCGGGAUCCUGACUAUGGCACUCUCAUCCAAAAGCUGUGUCUCACCCGCUUCGAGGAGGACAUGGAAGCCAUCGGAAAGACUCUGUGGUGUGACUGGGGGAAGACCAUAGGGAGCUACGGGGAGCUCACCUACUGUACCAAGCAUGUGGCAAACAAGAUUGGCUGUUUCUGGCCCAACCCAGAAGUAGACAAAUUCUUCAUCGCUGUCCACCAUCACUACUUCAGCAAAUGCCCCAUCUCUGGCAGAGCGCUGCGGGAUCCGCCCACCAGCAUCCUCUGCCCUUUCAUCAUGCUCCCCAUCACAGUCACACUGCUCAUGACUGCAUUGGUGGUCUGGAGGAGCAAGCACUCAGAGGGCAUCGUGUAGGUAUC
Cricetulus griseus (Chinese hamster) is the source of this 395-nucleotide messenger RNA. NCBI's taxonomy places the organism in Eukaryota, Metazoa, Chordata, Mammalia, Rodentia, Cricetidae. The record is from RefSeq and is a predicted model, not a curated record.